This is a messenger RNA of Amblyraja radiata (thorny skate), 5104 nucleotides long. RefSeq names its product striatin, calmodulin binding protein (gene strn). NCBI's taxonomy places the organism in Eukaryota, Metazoa, Chordata, Chondrichthyes, Rajiformes, Rajidae. Gene Ontology annotation, cellular component: dendrite. Gene Ontology annotation, molecular function: protein-containing complex binding; calmodulin binding; armadillo repeat domain binding. The coding region runs from base 374 to 2803 and encodes 809 amino acids. The transcript is spliced from 19 exons. The record is from RefSeq and is a predicted model, not a curated record.
AGACGUUGGGUACGAUCCGUCCGUCAGUGAGUGAGUGAGUGAGUGUAGCGGGCAGGGAGGAGGGGCAGUGCCGAGCGGCGGCGAGUCGUCAGUGGGUGGCCACAAACCGAUUGCAGGACGGCGGCAGGAAUGGAAGGAGGCGGCGCGGCCUCGAUCGCCUUCCGACUGGGUCAUGGCCGUGGCCAUGGAACGAUCGACGCGGUUUAAAUCCUAACGGCCGGCCGCACGCGCGCAGCCAGCCCGCCCGCCCGCCCCGAGCGGGAGGGGGAAGGAGCGGCCCGGAGACAUCACCGGAGCGGCCCGGCGGCCGGGCGGCGGCGCAGCCGUCAGCGUGAAGGUGGAGGGGACGGACGAAGGGUUCUGGGGCCCAGCCAUGGACGAACACCCAGCAGCCGGGGUGUUCUUCGGCAACAACUCGGUGCUGAGCGGGGCUGCCGGAGGUCCGGGCCUCGGCGGCCGGAUCCUGCCGCCGCCGCCGGCGCAGCAGCAGCAGCAGCAGCAGCAGCAGCUGGGUGUGGAGAGCGAAGCGCAGCGGCCGCAGUACAACAUCCCGGGCAUUCUGCACUUCCUGCAGCACGAGUGGGCCCGCUUCGAGGUGGAGAGGACGCAGUGGGAAGUGGAUAGGGCGGAGUUACAGGCACAGAUUUCUUUCUUGCAAGGAGAGAGAAAAGGCCAGGAGAACUUGAAGAAGGAUUUAGUCAGAAGAAUUAAAAUGCUUGAAUAUGCUUUAAAGCAAGAAAGAGCUAAACACCAUAAAUUGAAAUACGGCACAGAGUUGAAUCAAGGAGAUAUGAAGCCUCCAAAUUAUGAUUCUGAUGAAGGGAAUGAAAAUGAAAUACAGACCACACAAAAUAAUCAAUUAACAUGGAAGCAAGGGAGACAGCUGCUUCGUCAAUACUUGCAGGAGGUGGGUUACACAGAUACCAUAAUAGAUGUGAAGUCAAGGCGAGCACGGGCACUACUUGGCCUCACUGGUGAUGAUCCAGACAAAUUAUCAGAAAACAAGAGUUUGGAGUCUGUUAUAAAUGGUGGUGAAACGCUAUUGAAAAGGACGGACAUGAUUGGAAAUUCCGGAGAGAAAGUUAAACCUCUUCUGACCGAUUCAGCAGAUGUGCUGGAAACGUUUAAAUUUCUUGAAAAUGCUGCAGCGGUAUUUAGCGAUGAAGAUGACGAUGAUGAGUCUGAUGGAAAAGAGCAAACCAUUAUUGAUACCUCGUUUGAUAAAGUUGCACCUUCUAAUGCAAUAGAAGAUAUGGACACUGUGGAAGCACUGAGAGAGUUUGACUUCUUAGGAACUACUGAAGAUGGGGAAGAAGCAGGGGAGUCCAGGAGUGCAGGCGAUGGAACAGAAUGGGAUUUUGAGAGGGUUGCUGAUGAAAGUUCAACACUAGCUCAAGACAAGGAAGAUGUGUGUCCCACACCAGAGAGCUGGGACGUGGACCAGGGACUAAUAACAAAACUCAAGGAGCAGUACAAAAAGGAGCGAAAGGGGAAAAAGGGGGUGAAGAGGCCGAACAGAUCAAAGUUACAAGACAUGUUGGCUACUUUAAGAGAUGUAGAUGAACUUCCUCCACUGCAGUCUUCAGUAAAUUCUCCUCCCAGACCAAUUAGCACACGACUAACUGAGCAUGAAACCGGCAGGACAGAAGAAGUUGAAGCAUUGACCUUUCCGCCAGGAUCGGGAAAAUCCUUUAUCAUGGGUACAGACGAAGCACUGGAGAACGCAUUGGGUCUUGGGGAGUUGGCCGGCCUUACAGUUGCUAAUGAAGCAGACCCGUUAAAUUAUGAUAUCGCAAACAAUAAAGAUGCAUUAAGAAAGACUUGGAAUCCUAAAUUCACGUUACGGAGUCAUUUUGAUGGGAUAAGAGGCCUUGCGUUUCACCCGGUUGAACCUGUUCUGGUAACUGCCUCAGAAGAUCACACGGUGAAGUUAUGGAAUUUACAAAAGACUACUCCAGCAAAAAAGAGUACAUCACUGGACGUAGAACCCAUAUACACGUUCAGGGCUCACAGGGGCCCAGUGUUGUGUGUUGUGAUGAGUACCAGUGGGGAGCAAUGUUUCAGUGGAGGAACUGAUGGAUUGAUCCAGUGUUGGAAUGCACCCAGUUCCAAUGUUGAUCCCUAUGAUUCAUAUGAUCCUUCGGUAUUACGGGGUGCAUUGGAAGGACAUAGUGAUGCCAUUUGGGGAUUGGUGUAUAGCGCAGCUCAUCAACGCCUACUGUCCGGUUCAGCUGAUGGUACUCUGCGGCUGUGGAACACCACUGAAAUUGCACCUUCGCUCUGUGUAAUCAAUGAAAACAAAGAAUGUGGAAUCCCUACCUCUGUUGACAUAGUCUGUAGUGAUCCUUCUCAUUUGGUGUCGUCAUUUGUAAAUGGACAGACCAGCAUAUUUGACAUGGAGACAUGCCAACGAUUCCUCACCUUUGAGUCUAGUAUUGAUGCUUCAUCUACAUGCCAAAUUAAUAAAGUCAUUAGUCAUCCUACGCUUCCUGUCACUAUAACAGCCCAUGAGGACAGAUACAUAAAAUUCUUUGACAAUAACACAGGAAAAAUUCUUCAUUCAAUGGUAGCUCAUUUAGAUGCUGUCACAAGUUUAGCUGUGGAUCCAAAUGGCUUGUAUCUGAUGUCUGGCAGUCAUGACUCUUCAAUUCGUUUGUGGAGCCUCGAGACAAAGACCUGCAUUCAGGAGUUCACUGCACAUCGUAAAAAGUUUGAUGAGUCCAUCCAUGAUGUGGCAUUCCAUCCUUCCAAAUGUUAUAUUGCUAGUGCUGGGGCAGAUGCACUGGCCAAAGUAUUUGUAUGAUAGUUUUCUGUAUACUACUUCAGACCCUCUAUUUUCGAAUGGUGUCUAUGACACUGCCAGACAUGGGGAUAACAUUUGCUGCCCAGCACUCCUGAUACUUGGAUUGCAGAGACUGCAGUUCUGAAACAGCUGUGCUUAGGUCCAAGGGAUUUGUUGUUUAUGUUUUUCCUUAAGUUAAUGUCUCUUAUCCUGGAGCUGCCCUGUUUAUCCAGGCAGGCCUGGAUAAAACUGGGUGUGAGUAUAUUUCCUGCUCUUAGAGAAUUCGGUACAUCAAGCAGUACCUGUAUGAAAGGUGAAGUCUGUUCUCUGUGCUGGGCAGCUAGCAAGGAAUGUCUAUUGAGUGGAGAGGCAAGCUGCAGUAAUUCCAGGUUAAAGGGAUCUGUAAAAGUCCAACAGUAGAGUAUUUUCGAAGACAAGAUGCCAAACAUUUGCAAAACAAUAUAAAAACCUCUUAAACAAUUGUACAAUAAAACUGAAUGUUUACAUAUGGGAAACAAUAUCUGUAGUUGAUUAUUGUUCUAGCUGCCUGACUGUAUUAGACUUGUGCCAGCAGCUGUGUGAUCCGUGAACUCAUUUCUCCUUCAAGACUGUUUAUGAAGUUUUAAGGUAAAUUUGAAUCGUCAGUAAAUUUAAUGGCAUUUGGAGUUGUGAAUAAUUAUACAUUUAAGGCAUUUCUUUAGCACUUAGAUAAACACUGACAUUUUUAACUACAGUUAUAAGAAGGUAUACUUUUUAAGCACAGUAGUAGAUUUGUGUCUUAAAUGGGACUUUAACAUCGGGUAUUUGAAUGUCUAAUCCUUUCACUAAAAAGUUCAUUUUAAUUUUAAUGACCUGGAGAACUACAUAUUGUAAACACAGCAAUGGAAUGUUUAAUAGUAUUAUUGUUGGGGUGUUUUUACUCUUGGGGUUUCUUUGUAAUUCAUAAACCUUGGCAUUAACACUUCAUUGAACUGGUAUUGGGUGAUGGUAUGAGAAUAGAAUGUAGCACAGUGCUAUUUUAAGAGAUUUUACUAAUCUGGUUUUCAAGUGACAGGCCAUCUUUUUAAUGGCACGAUUGUGAUUGCCACUGGACACGAGAGUAAGAUAAUUUUACAGCAAUGAUUCUUCAUGUUGGAGGCCAAAAAUGGCAUUAAAUCAAAGCCACUAAUUCCUUUUAAAAAAUGUUUAAAUAUUGAGCAUGUUUGACAUUGGCUGACAGUUGCAGCUGUUUGCUAUUUCAAAUAGGGAAUCCUGCUUUAAAGUUAGCUUGCUAAAAUUCCCCAUUUCUUGGUCCAGUAGCAGGUUAUUUAGGAAGGGAAAUCUAUUUUAAAAAUGAAUAUAUGGGCAGAUAAACUAUUUCAGAAAGGACCAACUUUAAUGCUGAUAGUGGUAUGUAUAUGGAAGGAGCAUCAAUGCUCGAGUGACUUUGAGAGUUGGGCACAUCUGCCACUUUUACCUGCGUUUUUGUGAAAAGUGAUCAUGUUUUGAUCAAAUUGCAUAGGAGAGGCUUCUAAGCAUCAUGGUUAUUUGAUACUUACUAAAAGAUAAUUUUCUUGUAAAAAUGCAAUUGUUAUUCUAUGAUGUAUUCAUCUCUUUUCUCAAAUGGAAAGUGAUAGAUUUUAUUGUAAUAAAAUUCUGAUAUUUCAGAAAUUGAUGCAUUUGCAAUGUAUAAAUUUAGCCAAGUCAUCUGAUUUUUAGACAUCAUGUGACAAAGAUAAUAAAAGUUUCCGAAAGGUGAUCCCAUGAAAUUCCAACAAAACAGUCUUCGUAACAAACCGUCAUCACUAUUUCAAGUAAUGGAAUUUUGAUCGAUGUUUAUCAUUAAAUGAACUCUCCUCUCAAUUAAAUCUUGGUUAUACCCACAUGCAUUCGAUCAAAAUAAAGGACUGAAGAGGUUUUUCAGCCAGAUUCCACAGGUUCUUCAUUCUAACUCUCCUUUGGACACAUGUUUUUGUUUUGGUUGGCCUUUAAAAUGUAAUUUUCCAUUCCUUUCUCAUGUAAACAAAUAUGUCUACCUAUGUCAUCAGUUCUCUGAUGAAACUGACUGUCCAUAAAGAGUUUUUAUCUUGUUCAUGGUGAGGGUGGCAGUUGUAUGAUUUCCCCCUCCCCGCCCACCCCACACCCACACCAGCUCCAUGUACAUUUAUAUGCUGACGUGUUCUUGGGUCUAAUUCUUCAGCUAUCGGGAAAGCGCUGUCUAACUCUGGGGAAAGACUACUCAGCUAGAAAUAUUUUCCACUACAAGGUGUUUAUCAUGAAUAAACUGUCAACCUCUGCAAUAUUGUCAUCCUGUCCAUAAUAAAGCUAUUUUAUCGUUUGGCA